UUGGGCUUUUUCCUUCCUUCCUUCCUGGACAUCCUGGACUCAACAAAGGCCCUCACCUGAGCAGAGCAUUGUGGGGGAAUGUGGACGCACUUGAGGAGGAGUACAGAUCCGAAACGCACCAUCAAAGCAUCAUAGACUUGUAUGGCAUCGCCAGAGGCUUGAAUGCAUGUGGCAGAAGCUCGGGAAGAACCUAAUCUUCACGCGUAAUCCCUUCAAAGUGGCACCUCGCGCAGGAGAAGAACACAAAUCAGCAUUCAUCUUCCAUCAAGUGCGUUUCAUGUCCUCCAGCAGCGCCGCCGCCGAGGAGAAGUGCACCGCCAGCGAAUGUGACAUCUGAUUUGUAGGCUGUCUAAUCACAGGAGAAGGUGAACAUCUUCUCUGCGCCUGUCCCGACUCUACGUUUGAGUAAAGGUCAAGCUGGAGGUUAUUAUUCUAUGAAACUGUCAGAAAUCCUGUGUUUGCUUGAUGAGGUCAGGACACAAUAGCAGACGUCACGCUCUGACGGGCCGACUGCAUGUGGGAGAUGGAGAACGGGUUCUUUAGACAUCUUGCCUCGGUGGUGUCACAUGACUCCGGGGACAUCAUGGGAACGGGAUGAGAUGCUGGGAAUAUAAAAAGAUAAGUGACCGCGACAUCUCAGACGUCUCGACUCGUACGGGCAGUCUUGUUGGACGGAAGGACACACAAUGUUUGCAGUGAUAGUUUGUAUCUUGGGAUUGCUCCGUAUGAGCAGCUCCUGCAGUUGGCCAGGCGUGUGUACAGACCUGACUUCUGUCCAGCAGGAGAUCGUGGACGUACACAACGCCUUCAGGAGAGCUGUGGACCCGCCGGCCAGCAACAUGCUCAAAAUGAGCUGGAGCGACGCGGCGGCUCAGUCGGCUCGAGGCUGGAUCGAUCUGUGUAACAUGACACACGGCCCACCAAGCAGCCGCAUGAUAGACGGAUAUGAAUUGGGGGAAAAUCUCUUCAAGGGGUCUGGACUUUAUUCAUGGACUGAAGUGGUAAAUGCGUGGCACAGCGAAGUCAACAAUUAUCAAUAUCCCAUCGGCUCCAUCAACGGUCUGCCGACUGGACAUUACACACAGGUGGUGUGGUACAGCUCGUAUGAGGUCGGUUGUGCCAUGACCCAGUGUGGAAGCGACUACUUCUACGGAUGCCAUUACUAUCGCGCAGGGAAUUUCCGAGGAGUCUCUCCGUACUCGCUGGGCUCUCCGUGUGAAUCCUGCCCGGAUGACUGCCAGGACAAUCUGUGCACGAACCCUUGUCCGUACAUCAACACGUACAUGAACUGUGAUGUCAUGAAGGAGCAGGCCUCGUGUGAAAACCCCAUCGUGAGCCAGGGCUGUCCGGCCAGUUGUCUCUGCGAAGACAAAAUCAUCCCCAUCGCGAGGAAAUAACAAUCUCUAUGGCUAUGUUAUACGAAGUACGGACAUAUUUUCCAUAGUUAGCGUCUCUUUCCAAUAAUGUGAAACAUAUAUAUUCUAACUUCUUUCUAUUUCUAUUCUGCCUAUGUGGAAUACCUCAAAUAUGAUGAUACUUAAAAAUCAAGGGUACUGUACUUUCAUAAUAUGCUGAAAUAGGCCAGUCUGCAUUGUUUUGCAUUAUUACCUCAACCUUUUUUUUUCAGUAAAGCUUAUACAAUCACAAUACAGUAA
This is a messenger RNA of Pimephales promelas (fathead minnow), 1655 nucleotides long. RefSeq names its product cysteine-rich venom protein ophanin. Gene Ontology annotation, cellular component: extracellular region. The record is from RefSeq and is a predicted model, not a curated record. Lineage: Eukaryota; Metazoa; Chordata; Actinopteri; Cypriniformes; Leuciscidae.